AUGGCUGGAGAGGCAGUUCGCCAGCUCGUGUCGGCUGACACAGACAACUACAUCUUGGAGGACGUCUCCAUCAAUACGCCGCUGGUUGUGCCUCCAGGCUUGUCGUAUGGCGCAUCACUACAAGGUCUCGAAGAUAUUACAGCCUCUACCACGCAAAUGGCAGCAUCAGCAUCAGCCUACAAUGAUGUUGAGAGUAGUUCGCGCUACUUGCUACACCCAGCAGUUCUUGAUAUGGGCUUGCAGCUCAAUCUCGUUGCCAUGUGCCAAGGACUUAGAAGAAGAUGUGACGUGCUACUGGUUCCAAGCUUCAUCAAGGAGAUCGUGGUUGUAGCAGCACGAUAUCAAGAGAUUGAAGGCAAAGAGCAGGAGAUGAUUGACUUCAGCGGUGGUAGACUUGGCAUGACUGCGGCGGUCAAAUGGGUUAAGCCAGGUCGAUCAUUGGAGGGCACUAUCAAGGCACAUCAAGGCAGUCGAGGCGAGCAUCCACGUUUCGUCAUGCGGGACGUCACACUCUCAGCCAAGCCACGGGCUCAAAUCCAUCCCAGUCUAGAAAGCCUCAAGCUGGUAUCACACUUUGACUGGGCCCCUGAUGUCGACUUGAAUGACACGAACUAUGUCAGCUCCACAGCUUGGUUGAUUCACUUCAACAAGGACGACUUGCUUUAG
Colletotrichum truncatum is the source of this 666-nucleotide messenger RNA. The record is from RefSeq and is a predicted model, not a curated record. Lineage: Eukaryota; Fungi; Ascomycota; Sordariomycetes; Glomerellales; Glomerellaceae.